UAUCAUGAUUACAGACUGAUAAUUGAUUGUAAUCUUGUACACGAUUUGUUGGAUUUUAGGCUUUAAGUCACUUAAUAAAAAUGUUCUUGGAAUGCUCAACUGCAAAGUGUGGUUAUUUUCGCAAUUUUGACAUUCAACAUCACAAAAAGACAAAAUCGUUUUCUUAUUCGAUGCUGCGUUUUGUUUACUGUAAAGCUUGUUUCUAAAUCCUUCCAAGACAGACAGACAGAGGAUAGUAAACAAGCAUAUAAAGAUGCCUCUUCCUAAAAAAAUACCGUCAGAUCUUGCUCACAAAAGCGGCUGCGUUGGUCGUGUCUACGCGAACCGAUACAAAGUUGUUAAGCGUUUAGGAUCGGGUAGUUUUGGAACUGUUUAUCUUGUUGAAGAUUUGAGAUGUAAUGGGGAAAGGAAAGUAUUGAAAGAAAUAUCAAUUGGCGAGUUAAAAGAAGAUGAGACAUUUGAUGCGAAAAGGGAAGCUGAUUUGUUGUCAAAGCUAGAUCAUCCUAACAUUGUGAAGUUUCUCGAUAGUUUUGUCUACAUGGAGUCUUUUUGCAUCAUAACCGAAUUCUGUGAGGGUGGCGAUUUGAAUGAUAAAAUAAACUCAUGGAAAAAGGCUGGGCGCACUUUUGAUCAAUCUCUGGUACUAGCCUGGUUUGUUCAACUAUUGUUGGCAAUCCAGUUUAUUCAUAAAAAAAGAAUCCUUCACCGAGAUAUUAAGACAAGGAAUAUUUUUUUAAAGAACAACAUGAUAAAGAUAGGAGACUUUGGGAUAUCGAGGAUUUUGAUGGGUACAUCAGAUAUGGCCACCACAUUCACUGGCACAGCGUACUACAUGAGUCCCGAAAUUCUCAGGCAUGAAGGAUACAAUUCUAAAUCAGAUAUAUGGUCUUUGGGUGUUGUGCUGUAUGAAAUAUGUACAUUGAGUCGGGCGUUUGAAGGAAAGAAUCUCCUAGGUGUUAUGUACAAAAUUGUAGAAGGAGAAGCACCUCAACUUCCCGAUACUUUUGAACCAAAACUACGAAGCAUUUUUGAAAGUAUGUUGAGUAAAAAUCCAGUACAAAGACCUUCGGUGUCGGAGAUACUCACAAAUCCCUACAUAUCAACAUUGGUCAAGGAUAUCAAAAGAAAGAUGGAAGAAAGCAACAGGAGCAAUUUCGUUGAAAGUGGAAGCACAAAAUCAAGGAAUGUAGACCAUACUCCGCACUUUUCUCCAUUAAAAAGGCCAAUGACGCCAUUAGAGAAAAUGAGAUUGCGAAAACAAGAAAGAGCUGAUGCCCAAGCUGAAAGACUAAAACAAGUGACGGCCCAGAAAUAUGCGGAGAGCAGGCGAAAGUAUUCAAACGUAAAAAGAAAACAGUCAUUGUCGAGUGUGGGCCUGCCUUGGGUCAAGGAACAUCCUGAUGUAUUUCAUAAUAUACCUGAUUAUCCUGAAACUGAUGCUGAAUGCUCCGGAUCAACAGCUUGCCAGUUUGGAACACGUGACGUCAGCUUGAUCAACAGCAGUUCGGAUAGCGGGCUUUUUCCAAGCGAUCAUGAGGAAGAGCCUGGUAGUGAAUUUGACCAUGAACUUAAAACUGAAGGGCUACAUGACGACACGUCAGAGUUGACGUUGACAAACGUUUCGACGAUUCCAGAAGAUGAUCUGGAAGCGGAGACAUACUACUCUCAAUUCGACAACGAGUUCGAAGAUUAUGAGGAUAGCGGGGGAUCCGAAGGAUCAGAUGAGGAUGAAGAUGAGCACAAUGCGUUUAUCGAUCAACUUCAGGCCGUCCUGGAGCUUGACGCGCAAGAAACCAUGGAGGACGAGACCAUCGAGGAAAGAUUUACACUUAUAUCAAGGCAACAAAAAGUUGUUCAACUAAGACGAGAAUGUAUCAAAGUUUUUGGUGAGAAGACUUUCCUCGAUGUUUACCGCUACUUGACGGAGAUUCGCUUUAAUUCUGAGGAGAAAGUGGACGAACAGUUGAUAUUUGAAGGUCUUCGAAAAUUUGUAGCCCAUCCAACGGACUGCUUUCUUGUCGAUCAACUACUUUUCCUAGAAAAACAAAUGGAAAUUUCUGCUAGCAUUUGAAAACAAUGCUUUUGUAAGAAGAAAAUUGAAAUCAUAAUGUAAAUUUCAGAGGGACCGUAGAGCUGGGCGACCAUGAACCGCUUUUUUUCAUGGACAAGUGAUUUAUCGGUUGAAAUUCAUCUUCCCACUUAAAGAGUAUACUUUCAUACUCUUCUGCAAUGCCGCCUUCUCUUUUGGUUAAAAUUGGUUAAAAUUUAUAUGACAUAGUUAAACAUUUUGUAAUUUUUCAUGUAAAUAUAAAUUUGUAUAAAUUACAAUUCAUCUUGCCGAAGAAAUAA
Xenia sp. Carnegie-2017 is the source of this 2349-nucleotide messenger RNA. Its product is annotated as serine/threonine-protein kinase Nek11-like. Lineage: Eukaryota; Metazoa; Cnidaria; Anthozoa; Malacalcyonacea; Xeniidae. Gene Ontology annotation, molecular function: ATP binding; protein kinase activity. The record is from RefSeq and is a predicted model, not a curated record. Gene Ontology annotation, biological process: protein phosphorylation. The transcript has 16 exons. Bases 254 to 2071 code for a protein of 605 amino acids.